UCCCUACUACAAUCCCAUCGCCCUCUCCCUCUCUCUGUCUCUCCGUAGUAUACUGCCCUCUCCCUCUCUCUCUCUCUCUCUCUCUCUCUCUCUCUCUCUGCAAGUCGCCAUGAACAUUCCAAGCAAAUGCACCACUCAUGCUGGGCGCCACUUUGCGUUUGCAAAGUGAGAUAGGAAGCUGCGACCUGCCCUGCUGCUCCCUUUACUACUACCGUACAAGGACGUGCCUGUGAACUACAAGCUACCUUAGUACGUACGUGCUCGAGCCACUCAGCUGAGCUAGUUCGUGCGUGCUAUUACCAGCUGUUGCGAGGUGGUCAGCGGCAGCCAUGGAGAGGACGCCGGUGAUGGUGAGGCAGGGCGGCCAGGAGGUGCUGAGGCAGCUGCCGCCCGGCUUCCGCUUCCGCCCUACAGACGAGGAGCUGGUUGUGCAGUACCUCCGACGAAAGGCCCUUGGCCUCCCGCUCCCGGCGGCUGUCAUCUCCGACGUCCACAACCUCCACAGCCUCGAUCCCUGGGACAUCUCCGGCGCGAGAGAGGGUGAGAAGUACUACUUUGCGGUCCGGCCGGCCGCCGGUGCCAGGAGGGGUGGCAGGACGCCGACGGCGAGCGGGUGCUGGAAGCCCGCGAGCGCGAGGGAGAGGCCGGUGGUGGUGUCCCGGUGCGGCCGGAACCACCUCGUCGGCGUCAAGAAGUCCAUGGCGUUCGUCCCCCGACGUGCCAAGGGCAACAAGGGCUCCAAGGCGCCGCCGGCCCUAGCGCAGACCGGCUGGGUCAUGCACGAGUACCGCCUCGCCCUGCCGCAUCACCACAAGAAUGGUUGCUGCUUGGGCGAGGCUGGAACCGAAGAGUGGGUAGUGUGUCGGAUCUUCCAAAGGCACAGGUCGUCGUCGUCGUCCAAGGGACAAACUCCGGGCAUCCACGGCACCGACGGGCACCGCACAAUGCCACCGUCGCCAUCAUCGUCGGCGUCGUCGUCGUCUUCCAGCUGCGUCACAGGCGGCGGCAGCUCCUCGGACCUUCAGGAAGAGGUCAGCAGCUGAGAAGCGAAGCAAAGCUGCUGCCUACUGCUUCUCCAAGAGACACUGACUAGCUAGCUUAGCUAGGCAGCUUACGAACCAGGGAAAUGAAUGAUGCGUCCUUUUUCUUGCUCCGACAUUUGUUUUUCUCUCUGUCUCCGUGCCCUCUCGCUUUCUCCGUGUAAUAUGUAAUGCAGUGUGAUGGUAUGAUCGAUGUAGCGAGGAGCAAGUCAGCAACCAGGCAUUGGAUGUUUAGUUGAUUAUAAGAAAGCUUCUUCUGAUUAGUAGCAGAUGUACCAUGCAUAUGUGUAUGUACGUAGCAGAGAUGCAGCAAGCAGGGACCGCUGCAUGCAUGUGUAAUAACUUGUGAGCUGUACGUGAAAUUUCUUCCAAGGAAGAAAAUGAAAAAUGAAAGUCUUUCUCGUUUA
Molecule: messenger RNA, 1447 nt
Organism: Hordeum vulgare subsp. vulgare (domesticated barley)
Lineage: Eukaryota; Viridiplantae; Streptophyta; Magnoliopsida; Poales; Poaceae
Product: NAC domain-containing protein 83-like
Exons: 3
Coding region: 330-1043 (237 amino acids)
Biological process (GO): regulation of DNA-templated transcription
Molecular function (GO): DNA binding
Source: RefSeq, a predicted model, not a curated record